Myotis daubentonii (Daubenton's bat) is the source of this 1010-nucleotide messenger RNA. RefSeq names its product olfactory receptor family 5 subfamily B member 21 (gene OR5B21). The record is from RefSeq and is a predicted model, not a curated record. Lineage: Eukaryota; Metazoa; Chordata; Mammalia; Chiroptera; Vespertilionidae. Gene Ontology annotation, molecular function: olfactory receptor activity; G protein-coupled receptor activity. Gene Ontology annotation, cellular component: membrane. Gene Ontology annotation, biological process: G protein-coupled receptor signaling pathway.
UCAAUGGAGAACAGCACAGAAGUGACAACGUUCAUCCUCUUGGGAUUAACAGAUGACCCCAAACUUCAGGUUCCCCUCCUCCUGGUAUUUUUGUUCAUCUACCUCAUUACUCUGGUUGGGAAUUGUGGGAUCCUGGUGAUAAUCCACUCAGACUCCCACCUUCACACUCCAAUGUACUUCUUCCUCAGCAAUCUGUCCUUUGUAGACCUGGGUUACUCAUCAGCUGUAGCUCCAAAGAUGGUGGCUGCAUUGCAGUCAGGGAACAAAGUCAUCUCCUACAAUGGAUGUGCUGCUCAGUUAUUUUUGUUUGUGGGUUUUGCCACUGUCGAGGUUUACCUCCUGGCCUCCAUGGCCUAUGACCGCCAUGCAGCCAUCUGCAGGCCUCUUCAUUAUACCAGCACCAUGACCACAGGUGUGUGUGCCCUCCUGACAAUCGGCUCCUAUAUCUGUGGCUUCCUCAAUGCUUCCAUCCACACGGCAAAUACCUUCAGACUCUCCUUCUGUGGUUCUAAUGAAAUUAAUCACUUUUUCUGUGACGUUCCCCCACUCCUAGCUCUUUCAUGCUCCAACACAUAUAUCAGCAAAUUGUUUGUCUUCUGUGUUGUUGGCUUUAAUGUCUUUUUCACCUUCCUGGUCAUUCUCAUCUCUUACCUCUUCAUAUACAUCUCCAUUCAGAGGAUACAUUCUGCUGAAGGAAAGAAGAAAGCCUUCUCUACGUGCGCGUCGCAUCUCAUGGCAGUGUCCAUAUUCUAUGGCUCAGUCAUCUUUAUGUACUUACAGCCCAGCUCCAGCCAGUCCAUGGACACAGACAAAACAGCAUCUGUGUUCUAUACGGUGGUGGUUCCCAUGCUGAACCCCUUGAUCUACAGCCUUCGAAACAAAGAAGUGAAAAAUGCUCUCUGGAAAAUGCUCAACAUACUUCACUCCCAAUCUUUAGGUGUGAGAAGGAAAUAGGCAGAUACCUAAAAUAUCAUACCUAAAUGCCUUAAUGACUUUUGAGGUUUGAUAGA